Molecule: messenger RNA, 1048 nt
Organism: Pseudoliparis swirei
Lineage: Eukaryota; Metazoa; Chordata; Actinopteri; Perciformes; Liparidae
Gene: tnfb
Product: tumor necrosis factor b (TNF superfamily, member 2)
Exons: 3
Coding region: 25-804 (259 amino acids)
Biological process (GO): immune response
Cellular component (GO): membrane
Molecular function (GO): tumor necrosis factor receptor binding
Source: RefSeq, a predicted model, not a curated record
CACACACACACACACUCAGUCAGCAUGGUGGCCUACGCAGCAGCGCCGGGCGACAUGGAGACGGGCUUUGGGAACAGGGUGGUGGUGCUGGUGGAGAAGAAGUCCUCCACGGGGCCAGUGUGGAAGGUGGCCGGGGGGCUCUCCGUGGCGGCCCUUUGCCUGGGGGGGGUCCUGCUGCUCGCCUGGCACUGGAGUGCAAAGACACAUUUAAAGACUCAACCAGGACACACGGAGGCGCUCGUGAAGAACGACACCGGGAGAACAGACCCUCACAGCACCCUGAGGAGCAUCAGCAGCAAGGCCAAGGCCGCCAUCCACCUAGAGGGCAGCUGCGAGGACGACUGCGAGAGUCUGCGCGGCCGGCUGCAGUGGCACAGCGGCCAGGGCCAGGCGUUCGCCCAGGGCGGCUUCCUGGUGGCCGACAACCGCAUCGUGGUCCCUCAGACCGGCCUCUACUUCAUCUACAGCCAGGCGUCCUUCAGGUUGGCGUGCGGCGGUGGCGGCGGCGAGGAAGAGGAGGAGGAGGAGGCGGUGACGGCGGGAAGAAGACGCCACGCGCCCCUCAGCCACCGGAUCUGGCGCUACUCGGACUCCCUGGGUCGGAAGGCGUCGCUGAUGAACGCCGUGAGGUCGGCGUGUCAGAGCGGCGGCGCCCGGGAGGAGGGCCAGGGCUGGUACAACGCCAUCUACCUGGGCGCCGCCUUCCAGCUGCGCCGCGGCGACACGCUGUGGACGGAGACCAAUCAGCUGGCGGCGCUGGAGGCCGAGGACGGACGCACCUUCUUCGGCGUGUUCGCGCUCUGAUGGCGUCUCUUUAAGUAUGUUCUAAUCAUUUGUGUGUUAUUAUUCAUCUCAUGGUGAUGAUCAGAGAGGGUUACGUCUCCAUGGAGAUGAAGCGGGUAGCGGAUCAACAACAACAACAACAAUACUAUGAACUGUAACAGUUUGCGAUAUUCGUUUAUAUUUUUUUCCCUUUUUGUACAUUAUUUAUGUGACAACAAAAAACUGUAUGUAUUUAUUUGUAUUUAUUUAUAUUUAAAUUGUUGGG